UGUGAGGUCACUAACCUGAAUGACUACCGAGAGAGUGUCUUCCGGCUCCUGCCCCAGCUGACCUACUUAGACGGCUACGACCAAGAGGACCGGGAAGCCCCUGACUCAGAUGCUGAGGUGGAUGGUGUAGAUGAAGAAGAAGAAGAUGAAGAAGGAGAAGAUGAGGAGGAUGAAGAGGAUGAAGAUGGCGAGGAGGAAGAGUUUGAUGAAGAAGAGGAUGAAGACGAAGAUGAAGACGUAGAAGGGGAAGAAGAUGAAGAUGAAGUCAGUGGAGAGGAAGAAGAAUUUGGACAUGAUGGAGAAGUUGAUGAAGAUGAAGAAGACGAGGACGAGGAUGAGGAUGAGGAGGAAGAAGAAAGCGGGAAAGGUGAGAAGAGGAAGAGAGAAACAGAUGAUGAAGGAGAAGAUGACUAAGGCCCCAGUAACCUGCCAAGACAGAACU
Molecule: messenger RNA, 442 nt
Organism: Lepus europaeus (European hare)
Lineage: Eukaryota; Metazoa; Chordata; Mammalia; Lagomorpha; Leporidae
Product: acidic leucine-rich nuclear phosphoprotein 32 family member B-like
Exons: 1
Biological process (GO): regulation of apoptotic process
Cellular component (GO): nucleus
Molecular function (GO): histone binding
Source: RefSeq, a predicted model, not a curated record